Messenger RNA from Acipenser ruthenus (sterlet), 2438 nucleotides. RefSeq names its product profilin-2. The record is from RefSeq and is a predicted model, not a curated record. The coding region runs from base 223 to 642 and encodes 139 amino acids. The transcript is spliced from 3 exons. NCBI's taxonomy places the organism in Eukaryota, Metazoa, Chordata, Actinopteri, Acipenseriformes, Acipenseridae. Gene Ontology annotation, molecular function: actin binding. Gene Ontology annotation, cellular component: cytoplasm. Gene Ontology annotation, biological process: positive regulation of actin filament bundle assembly; regulation of actin filament polymerization; actin cytoskeleton organization.
GGAGGGAUCUCGCAGGGACUACACCCUGGAGCAGCCCGAUUUCCUAUGCUUUUCUUUCCUGUCCGAACACAGAUUAAAGCGGGGACGUGACGGUGAGCGGAGCCGUAGGUUGAGCUGGAGACAAAACAACGUUUGAAAAUAACACUACAGCAGCUAAACCGAACGCAACCUCAUUUAAGCUUUUGAAUAAAUUGUACAUUUUAACAAAAAAUAAACGCAAAUAUGUCCUGGCAGAGCUACGUGGAUAACCUGAUGGCCGAUGGCAGCUGCCAGGACUCCGCCAUUGUCGGUUACACGGACGCCAAAUACGUCUGGGCAGCAUCAGCCGGUGGUACUUUUCUCAGCAUAACGCCUUCAGAAAUAGAUGUGCUUGUGGGCAAGGACCGGGAGGGUUUCUUCACCGGUGGCAUGACCUUGGGUGCAAAGAAGUGCUCUGUGAUCAGAGAUAGCCUUCAUGUUGAAGGUGACUGGACAAUGGACAUCAGGACAAAGAGUCAAGGUGGCGAGCCAACAUACAAUGUUUCUGUAGGCAAAGCUGGCAAAGCAUUGGUUUUAGUCAUGGGAAAGGAUGGUGUCCAUGGAGGGAAACUCAACAAGAAAGCAUAUACAAUGGCUGAAUACCUGAGGAAGUCUGGAUAUUAAGCAGCUUCACCCCAUCCACCUAGCAACUCAUUCUCAUCACCACCCAGUUGCAUUGGCAGUGCUGCCAGACUAGUUGGUAGUUGCUUUUUUUUUUUUUUUUUUUCCUACACUUUUUUGUUUGUUUUCUGAUGUCCUUGAUCCCUUUCUCCCUUCUGUUUUAUUUAUAUACUUUAACACUGUGUACCAAAUCCCAUUCUGGCACCAUUGUUGCAACAUAGAUCAUGAAUAAGCAUGUUAUACAUUUUAAAAUUGCAAAAAAAGAAAAGGAAAAAAAAAAAAACCUAAAAAACAAACACAAAAAAAGUGGGCCAAUGUGUUACAUCUUGGCUCUGCUUAAUGUUAACAUAUAAAGAACUGUUGGCAAAAACGAAGAACAAAAAUUAAGUGAAGGACAACAACUUUAGUAGUACAAUCUUGAAUUGAGCGAUGCCUUUUGAGCAGAAACUGAUCUCAAUUAGUCUUCCUUUUCUAGAGCUUGUCUGGGAGAGAGGUGCAUGCAUAGCUUGGCUUGUUUGACCCCCCCCCUCUCCUUUGUCUUUUCCUUGCCUUGCUUGUUCCCAAAGGUGACACUCCAACAUUACACAAGGAGGCAUGCUUUCCUACAUUAUUAACCACUAUACCUUUAUUUUCCUUCUAAUAUUGCAACUAACUGUUGCAAUAUCUGUUUUAGAGUUGCAGAAUCCUGCAUCAAUGCUUUUUGCUGUUGCACUUAGUCAUGGUCUUACAAGUAGCAGGUAGAAUAACGUGUCUGAUUAUUUCGAGUGCAAUGGUAAAACUUUUCCUCCCAUGACCUCUUCAUCACAUCCCUGACUUUAUAAUCUCCAUGGACAUUCCAUCGUUACAAUAGCUCAGGCACUUAACUAUUGUUUGCCAGCUCCUGUAAUAUAUGUAUUUCUUUUUUUUUAUUUUUUAAAAAGGCUGCCAUUUUGGACAGUAGAUAUCCCAACAUAACCACCUGGAGUGUGCCCAGUUUAAAUUUUCAUAGGACCAAUUUUAGUUACAGCUUGGGAUUUUACAAAACUGAUCUACAUUGUUGUAAAGGACAACUGCCAGCUUCAACUACAUACUGGGAACACUAUUGUAAUCUAUUGUCUGAUGACCUAAAGUGGUAAAAACUGCUGCUCAAACACCAGUGUGUGAGUUGGGGAUGGCAGUCUCCUCAUUUGACACUACUGUUUUGUUGCAAAACACUAAAGCAAAUUGAUCGCACUUGACCCUGUAAGCCCAUGCUGCAGGAAAACUGUGGAAUAAAUUGCCUUGUGCUCUAGUCAUCAACUGAAAGAUGUGUUAUCAGACUGCCUGUUAAAGCACGGUACUAAAUAUAUGUCCAAUUUAAAAAAAAAAAAACAAACUUAAUUUUAAGUUCUGUAUACACUAAAUAAAUGGGAGAUGGUAUCGGUUGGUUGGAAUAAGCAAACUUGGUUGUCUUGUGGAAAACUUUAUACAAAAUCUGUGUAUCCUGUGCCAUAAUGUUGUAGAGAUAUGAUCUGUUGCUAUUGUGAGAUGGAUUUUAACGGCUACCCAGCAAGGAGUCCGUCAAAUGGCACCUCCUUAGGGACAUUUUAGCAUAUGCUUGAAAUGUUCUGGCCUUGUGGAAUAUGUACAGAUUAAAAAAAGAACAAAAAAUAAUAAUAAUCUUGUUGCUGAUUUACGUUCAUUUCUUUCCCUGCACUUUUUUUUUUCUUACAUUGGGAUAGUCUAACUCAUCUGAUUUUAAUAUGCAUUUAAACAAAAUGCCAUAGAUUGAUAAACCACCUUGUUUACAGACAGAUGAAAUAAAUGUAUUCCAACCAGAA